Messenger RNA from Drosophila hydei, 3037 nucleotides. RefSeq names its product endoplasmic reticulum metallopeptidase 1. The record is from RefSeq and is a predicted model, not a curated record. The coding region runs from base 271 to 2856 and encodes 861 amino acids. Gene Ontology annotation, biological process: proteolysis. Gene Ontology annotation, molecular function: metalloexopeptidase activity. Lineage: Eukaryota; Metazoa; Arthropoda; Insecta; Diptera; Drosophilidae. The transcript is spliced from 11 exons.
GCCCGGCCAGACGUGCGGCGACCGUCGAAGGCGACAGUUGUGGUUGUUGUGUGUGUUCUCGUGUCAGCUGAUGGCACAUGUUGCUGCCUCUGACGUUGGCCGCCUUUCAGCAUUUUAUAUAAGCAUAUAGAAAAAAAAAACAAUACAAAAAUCGAAUACAAAUAUUCGCGUCAAUUUUCAUCAAGUGUUAAUCAGCAUAAAUAAUUGUGAGUGUAAAUCAUUAAAUAGGAAAGAAAUAAGAAAAGGAUCGUUCAUUGGCAACACUGCAAGAUGAACUCCAAAUAUGAGAACAUGAAAAUCAUCUACAAUCGCAGUAAAAUUGGCUGGUACUGGGCACCGCUCUUUGUGGCCUUCUGGUUCCUGCUGUAUUAUUUGGUGGUGGUGCCCAGUUUCCACAGUAUGCCGCCGCUGAAGACGGUGCAGGACGAGCUGCAAGAGCCGGGUCAGUUUAUUGGCGAGCGUGCGGAGGGCACUCUGCUCCGGCUAUCGAAGAUUGGACCCAAGGUUGUUGGCAGUGCGGCCAAUGAGCAGGUCGCCGUCCAGUUCCUGCUCAGCGAGAUCAACGACAUAAUUGAAGGCGCCCGCAACGAUUUAUAUGACAUUGAGAAGGACGUGCAAAUAGCAUCCGGCAACUACUUGCUCUGGUCCAUGGUGAACGUGUAUCAGAGCGUGCAGAAUGUGGUUGUUAAGCUGUCGCCCAAGAAUCCAACCACUGAGGCGGCCCUGCUGAUCAACAGCCACUUCGACUCGGUGCCAAGCAGUUCUGGUGCGGGUGACGCUGGCAUGAUGUGCGUCAUCAUGCUGGAGGUGCUGCGCGUUAUAACCAAGUACGAAACGCCACUCACCAACACGCUCAUCUUUCUGUUCAAUGGCGCCGAGGAGAAUCCGCUCCAGGGCUCACACGCAUUCAUUACGCAGCAUCCCUGGGCACAAAAUGUGCGCGCUGUGGUCAACCUGGAUUCAGCUGGCAGUGGCGGCCGUGAGAUACUCUUCCAGUCUGGACCCGAUCAUCCCUGGCUAAUGAAGUAUUAUGGCAAAAACAUUGCACAUCCAUUCGCCUCGACCAUAGGCGAGGAGCUGUUUCAGAACGGCUUCAUACCCUCAGAGACGGACUAUCGCAUAUUCCGUGACUAUGGAAAGAUUCCAGGUCUCGACAUGGCACAAAUAUUGAAUGGCUAUGUUUAUCAUACGAAGUACGAUCGCUUUAAUUUAAUACCCCGACGCACCUAUCAGCUGACCGGAGAUAAUUUAUUGGGCCUGAUCAAAGCCCUGGCCAGUGCACCCGAAUUGGAAGAUCCAGCGAAAUAUGCUGAGGGUCACAUGAUAUUCUUCGAUGUGUUGGGCUGGUUCUUUAUCUACUAUCCGGACUACGUUGGCGUCAUUAUCAACAUUUGCGUCUGUGUCCUGGUGCUCGUUACGAUUGUCGUCUAUAUCUGGAGUAUGGCCAGCAAUACGGGCAUGUUCAGACGGCGCAUCUUUGCCAAGUUUGGCAUCCUGGCGGCGCUACAGCUGUGUGGUGUUCUCUUGAGCGUGGGCCUGGUUAUUUGUAUAGCCCUCUUUCUGGAUGCCGUGGGUCUUUCUAUGGCCUGGUUCUCGCAGACGUGGAUGAUCUUCGGCUUGUACUUUUGCCCCAUGUUCUUUGGUCUUGGCAUACUACCUGCCAUUUACUUUAGUCGCACCAAGGAGCACGGUCUUCCACUUGGAUAUGGCAUUCAGCUGCUGAUGCACUCGCAUUGCCUAAUCUUGACACUCAUCACAAUCAUAAUGAUAUCCUUUAAUAUACGAUCCGCCUUCAUUCUGCUCAUUUGCAUCGGCUUCUACACGCUCUCAGUUCUGCUCAAUAUGGCCACGUGUGCACAUAAAACAAAUUUCCUGUGGCUAAUUCCUCACUGUCUCUGUCAGCUGCUGCCCUUCAUGUUUUACACCUAUUGCUGCUAUGCCUUUUACGUUGUGUUUGUGCCGAUGCAGGGACGCGAGAGCGGCUCGAAUCCGGAAAUACUCAUCGGGGGCUAUACGGCGCUGUUCUGCUUGCUGCUGUCUCCCUUUAUAAUACCCCUACUAUGCCUGUUCCGUAAAUCAAAGACUAUCAUCUCACUCUUUGGCUUCUGUACGCUGCUCUUCAUUAUUCUGGCUGCCACGCCUGCAGCUUUCCCAUAUGUGGAGAAGACAGCCGCUCAGCGAUUCUUCGCUGUGCAUACGACCCGCACCUUCCACAAUGGAGACGCCGCGCUUUCUGUUAACCACACCGAUUCUGGUUACUAUGUGAUGCCCGUGGAUCGGCAUCCCAAAUCGGUGGACAGCCUCCUCUUCGAUGGAACCAACUUGACAAAGGCAGAUCGUAGCACAUGCGACACGGAAAUUAUGUGUGGCUUUCCCAUUUACAGCUCACGUUGGGUGAAGGCAGUAGAUAAUAGCUAUUGGGUGCCAGGUCCCGAGCCAAACAAAGACUAUCUGCCCACAUUGCGCAUAAUAAACAAAGAGAGCACCUCGAGAACGAACAUAAUAUUCACUCUAGAGGUUGCUGGGCCGGAUCACUUGAGCAUAUUCAUCGACCCCAUGGAUGAUGCGAAGCUAGUGGACUGGACCUUCACCAAGGAGCCGUUGGAGAAGUCCCUGCAGCCGCCCCACUACGUCUAUUGGUCUUAUGCAUUGGAUCCGACACCCCUGCGCUUCAAUUUGGAAUUUGAGCACGAUAGUGUGGAUUGGUCUGGCGCUACGUUCAGAAUCGCCAUCAUGGGUCAUAGAAUACACGACGAUAUGUUUAUAGACAAGGACUUUCGAGAGUUUUUGGCCAGGUUUCCGCCCUGGGCGCAUGUCAACUCAUGGAUCGGCUCCUACAACAGCUGGCAACUCUAAGAGCAGCAGAAAUAUCUGAUAUUCACUCACUACUUAUAGUUCGGAAAUUCUGAACUGUUGUUAAGUUUUCGCAUUCAUCCAUACUCUAGGCACAAGCGAACGUCCAACGAGCAAAAAGUUGUAUUUAAAUUAUAAAUUUAGAACCUAAUUAAAGUUAUCUCCCGUUUUUGUGCUCUAUCUA